GGUUGAAGCAGUGCUCCCUCCCACAAGCCCGGCAUGUAUAUAAACUCGGAACACUCCAAAGCCCACUGCCAGCUCUCUUCGUGGACUGAGUGCUGCGGCGGGAGCCUGAACAUGAUUCCUCUCUUAGUCUCUGCUCUGCUCCUGCUGAGUUCUGUUAACCCCGCAGAUGCCAACAGUUACUAUGACAAGGUGUUGGCUCACAGCCGCAUCAGGGGCCGGGACCAGGGCCCAAAUGUAUGUGCCCUCCAACAGAUUCUGGGCACCAAAAAGAAAUACUUCAGCUCUUGCAAGAACUGGUAUCAAGGUGCCAUCUGCGGAAAGAAAACAACUGUGCUGUAUGAAUGCUGCCCUGGUUAUAUGAGAAUGGAGGGAAUGAAAGGCUGCCCAGCAGUUAUGCCUAUUGACCACGUGUAUGGCACACUGGGUAUUGUGGGAGCCACCACAACUCAGCAUUAUUCUGAUGUCUCAAAACUGAGGGAAGAGAUUGAGGGAAAGGGAUCAUACACGUACUUUGCACCCAGCAACGAGGCAUGGGACAACUUGGACUCUGACAUCCGAAGAGGACUGGAGAACAAUGUGAAUGUUGAGUUACUGAAUGCUUUGCACAGCCACAUGGUUAAUAAGAGAAUGUUGACUAAGGACUUAAAACAUGGCAUGGUGAUUCCCUCAAUGUACAACAACCUAGGGCUUUUCAUUAACCAUUAUCCUAAUGGGGUUGUUACUGUUAAUUGUGCUCGAGUCAUCCAUGGGAACCAGAUUGCAACCAAUGGCGUUGUACAUGUCAUUGACCGUGUCCUUACCCAAAUUGGUACCUCAAUCCAAGACUUCAUUGAAGCAGAAGAUGAGCUCUCAUCUUUCAGAGCAGCUGCCAUCACAUCAGACCUGCUGGAGUCCCUUGGAAGAGAUGGUCAUUUCACACUCUUUGCUCCUACCAACGAGGCUUUUGAGAAACUCCCACGAGGAGUCCUAGAAAGGAUCAUGGGAGACAAAGUGGCUUCUGAAGCACUCAUGAAGUACCACAUUUUAAAUACUCUCCAGUGUUCUGAGGCCAUUACAGGAGGAGCUGUGUUUGAGACGAUGGAAGGAAACACGAUAGAGAUAGGAUGUGAAGGUGACAGCGUCACAAUAAAUGGAAUCAAAAUGGUGAAACAAAAAGAUAUUGUCACCAAGAAUGGUGUGAUCCAUUUGAUUGAUGAGGUCCUCAUUCCCGAUUCCGCGAAGCAAGUUAUGGAACUGGCUGGAAAACAGCAAACCACAUUCACAGACUUGGUGGCCCAAUUAGGCUUGGCGUCUUCUCUGAAGCCAGAUGGAGAAUACACUUUGUUGGCACCUGUGAACAAUGCCUUUUCUGAUGACACCCUAAGCAUGGAUCAGCGCCUUCUUAAAUUAAUUCUUCAGAAUCACAUAUUGAAAGUAAAAGUUGGCCUUAGUGACCUCUACAAUGGACAGAUACUGGAGACCAUCGGAGGCAAACAACUCAGAGUCUUCGUGUAUCGUACUGCUAUCUGCAUUGAAAAUUCAUGUAUGGUGAGAGGAAGCAAGCAAGGGAGGAAUGGUGCAAUUCACAUAUUCCGAGAAAUCAUUCAGCCAGCAGAGAAAUCGCUACAUGAUAAGCUAAGGCAGGAUAAGCGUUUCAGUAUCUUCCUCAGCCUUCUGGAAGCUGCAGACUUGAGAGAUCUCUUAACACAGCCUGGUGAUUGGACCUUAUUUGCACCAACCAAUGAUGCCUUUAAGGGAAUGACUAACGAAGAACGGGAAAUUCUGAUUAGGGACAAAAAUGCUCUUCAAAACAUCAUCCUAUACCACCUGACCCCAGGAGUUUAUAUUGGAAAGGGCUUUGAACCAGGUGUCACAAACAUCCUAAAGACCACACAAGGCAGCAAAAUCUACCUGAAAGGAGUAAAUGAAACACUUCUGGUGAAUGAAUUGAAGUCCAAAGAAUCAGACAUCAUGACAACCAACGGUGUCAUUCACGUUGUAGAUAAACUCCUCUAUCCAGCAGACAUACCUGUUGGAAAUGAUCAGCUGUUGGACAUACUGAAUAAACUGAUUAAAUACAUCCAAAUCAAGUUUGUUCGUGGUAGUACCUUCAAAGAAAUCCCCAUGACUGUCUAUACAACUAAAAUUAUAACCAAAGUUGUGGAACCAAAAAUUAAAGUGAUUCAAGGCAGUCUCCAGCCUAUUAUCAAAACUGAAGGACCUGCAAUGACAAAGAUCCAAAUUGAAGGAGAGCCUGACUUCACAAGGAUUAAUGAAGGUGAAACAGUAACAACAGAGGUGAUCCAUGGAGAGCCAAUCAUUAAAAAGUACACCAAAAUCAUAGAUGGAGUACCUGUGGAAAUAACCGAAAAACAGACUCGGGAAGAACGAAUCAUUACAGGUCCUGAGAUAAAAUACACCAGGAUUUCUGCCGGAGGUGGAGGAGAAACAGAAGAAACUCUAAAGAAAUUGUUUCAAGAAGAGGUCUCCAAGGUCACCAAAUUCAUUGAAGGUGGUGAUGGGCAUUUAUUUGAAGACGAAGAAAUUAAAAGGCUGCUUCAGGGAGACACCCCCGUGAGGAAGAUCCAAGCCAACAAAAGGAUUCAAGGACCUCGAAGACGAUCAAGGGAAGGUCGUUCUCAGUGAAAAUCCGAAGUCCAGACAAAAAAGUUUAUACAAUCUUAAGUCAACAACCUGACUUUCAGGGAAACUUGUGAGAAACAUGUUGACUUCAGGACCUGGAAUGUGAGCACCAGAAACAAAUCAAACAGUUCUGAACACACAUUUGAUUUCCUUUCUUUUUCUUUUUCUGGAUGGAAAGCAAGAGAGAAAUGGUAGGGCUAGCAUCCUGUGGGAUAGGAACUGAAAUAAAUAUAGCACCUUACAGGGUUGUUAUGGUUCUGUCAACUGGGAAAUCUAUCGAAAAAAAAAAAAAAAUCCUUAUGACUGUUCGCCAAAGCUCAAAUCUAAGAGUGGUGAGUUUCGUCUUCUUGAGAAGAGCAAGCCUUGGCAUAUGCAAUGGAAAAGUCCAAAGUACGCAGUUACCUCUCCAUGGGAAGCUAGAUUAUAAAGAUGGGUGCUCAGUAUAUAAAAAGCAAACAUACAAAUAAAGCAUGUUACAACCAAUGGCUUUAUACAUUUCUAAUAUAAUGUGAGUUUACAGGUAAAUUUUGUUAUUUUAACAACCAGUUUUGUACUCUCUAAAUGUUUGCCAUAUGCUUAUUGCAACACAUAUGUUUUAUCUCAAACAUGUCAAUAAAAUCAUUCUUCAGGUAUAAAGAGAAUUACUUCAAAUUGGGUAAUUCAUAAAACUCAAGGUUUAAAUUAAAAAUCAGUUUGGACUUGGGAAUAGGACUUUAUACCUCCUUUAUUGUUAAUAAGUACUCAAUAAAUGACAUUGAAUGAAA
Messenger RNA from Jaculus jaculus (lesser Egyptian jerboa), 3386 nucleotides. RefSeq names its product periostin (gene Postn). The record is from RefSeq and is a predicted model, not a curated record. Lineage: Eukaryota; Metazoa; Chordata; Mammalia; Rodentia; Dipodidae. Gene Ontology annotation, molecular function: protein binding. The transcript has 23 exons. The coding region runs from base 34 to 2625 and encodes 863 amino acids.